AUGCAUCGACUUUUUGCUGAGCUGGAGCCAUCUGUAACCGUCACCGAGCAAAACCUGGCAUACGGAGUUUGGUAUAUCUUGUGCUCAAAUACAUUUGAUGUCACCGAACUCGAACGGCUACGACAUGAGGCUGUUCCUUCAUCGGGUGAAAAUGCUGCGGCUGAGGAUGCGGUGCCACAACUCGCAGAGCAAACGGCAAACGUGGAUGCCGCCGUGAAUACCCCGGUUGUGGAAGAUUUAAACGAUGAUGAAACAGUCGCUCAGGAACUGGAACUAGAGCAAAUGAGAAGUACAUUGGAAAAGGAGAUUGUGGAAACGCGCAGUACGCUUCUCGAAAAUCAACCGCGACUUCCCCGCAUAGCCCUAAGCAAGCGGAAUCGGGGUGUCGUGAGGGCUCUGAACCCAAUGCUGGUGACCUAUUUGGAAGUCAGCCGGGACUUUUGCGAGACGGACUCAAUUCUUUUUGGCGCCGCACUGGCAGUCUGCCGUAUUAUGGGCGCCAAACUUUCCACGGCUGGACACGCUACUGGACGAAGUAGUGCUAUCCCAGCCUAG
This is a messenger RNA of Parnassius apollo (apollo), 555 nucleotides long. The record is from the annotation of a GenBank genome assembly. NCBI's taxonomy places the organism in Eukaryota, Metazoa, Arthropoda, Insecta, Lepidoptera, Papilionidae.